Peronospora matthiolae is the source of this 141-nucleotide messenger RNA. NCBI's taxonomy places the organism in Eukaryota, Oomycota, Peronosporomycetes, Peronosporales, Peronosporaceae. The record is from the annotation of a GenBank genome assembly.
AUGAAUGGAUGGACGGCCGAGUGGACAAUGAAGCAGACGGUGCUUCUUGCGUGCACGAGAGCGUCGAGGAAUCAGUGGGAGCAGUGGUCGCUGCUGGGAAAAUCGUGCAAUGAGAGCGCCAGGAAGGCGGUGGCAGGCUGA